Messenger RNA from Herpailurus yagouaroundi (jaguarundi), 762 nucleotides. It is a transcript of the gene RAC2, whose product is annotated as Rac family small GTPase 2. The transcript is spliced from 6 exons. The coding region runs from base 147 to 725 and encodes 192 amino acids. Lineage: Eukaryota; Metazoa; Chordata; Mammalia; Carnivora; Felidae. Gene Ontology annotation, biological process: small GTPase-mediated signal transduction. The record is from RefSeq and is a predicted model, not a curated record. Gene Ontology annotation, molecular function: GTPase activity; GTP binding.
CCCCUUCCGCUUCCUCCUGCCUCCCGUCCUACUGAGCUGCUCUUCUGUCAGGGGGGACCUCGCCAGGCUCUCCAAACCCUUGGAGCCCGCAGAAACGCUCCGUGCCCCGAGCUGUCACCAGCGCCGCCUCCCAGGCCCCGGACGCGAUGCAGGCCAUCAAGUGCGUGGUGGUGGGAGAUGGAGCCGUGGGCAAGACCUGCCUUCUUAUCAGCUACACCACCAACGCCUUCCCUGGAGAGUACAUCCCCACUGUGUUCGACAACUAUUCAGCCAAUGUGAUGGUGGACAGCAAGCCCGUGAACCUGGGGCUGUGGGACACCGCGGGGCAGGAGGAUUAUGACCGCCUCCGGCCGCUCUCCUACCCACAGACGGACGUCUUUCUCAUCUGCUUCUCCCUUGUGAGCCCUGCCUCCUACGAGAAUGUCCGUGCCAAGUGGUUCCCUGAGGUGCGGCACCACUGCCCCAGCACGCCCAUCAUCCUGGUGGGCACCAAGCUGGAUCUGCGGGACGACAAGGACACCAUCGAGAGGCUAAAGGAGAAGAAGCUGGCACCUAUUACCUACCCGCAGGGCCUGGCACUGGCCAAGGAGAUCGACUCCGUCAAAUACCUGGAGUGCUCAGCCCUCACCCAGCGAGGCCUGAAAACCGUCUUCGAUGAGGCGAUCCGGGCCGUCCUGUGCCCCCAGCCCACGCGGCCACAGAAGCGCCCCUGCAGCAUCCUUUAGGGUAAGAGCGCCUCCUUCCCCGCUUCGUGACCCGUCC